Messenger RNA from Penicillium angulare, 1572 nucleotides. RefSeq lists its product as uncharacterized. Gene Ontology annotation, cellular component: cytosol. Gene Ontology annotation, biological process: guanine metabolic process. The transcript is spliced from 2 exons. NCBI's taxonomy places the organism in Eukaryota, Fungi, Ascomycota, Eurotiomycetes, Eurotiales, Aspergillaceae. The coding region runs from base 1 to 1572 and encodes 523 amino acids. The record is from RefSeq and is a predicted model, not a curated record. Gene Ontology annotation, molecular function: guanine deaminase activity; zinc ion binding.
AUGUCGACACACGAAAUUACUUUGUAUCGGGGAACUUUUAUUCAUCUUCCUCGUUUGGAGGGUGGAUUGACUACUUCUAAGCCGAAGCUUAUUCGGAAUCGUGGUGCGUUGUGGGUAUCUACCCUUGAUGGUCGAAUCAAGGGGUUUGACUGGGAUGCUCAUGAUGAGAGUUCAUUUCGUGAAUUGAUGAAGAUUCACGGGUGGAUUGACAUUGAAGCGUCUCAGACGAAUGGGAAUGCAGACUAUGUGAAGGUGAAGAUUGUGACAAGCAACGAAGAAAGAAACGAAUUCUUCUUCCCAGGUUUCAUCGAUACCCAUAUUCAUGCACCUCAGUACCCAAAUGCAGGCCUCUUUGGCUCAACAACACUGUUGGACUGGUUAGAAACCUACACAUUCCCAGUUGAAUCGGGUUUCGGAAAAACAAACACAACUCCAUCAAACAAACCAGAAGAUGCACCACCCUCCGCACUUAGAGUGUACGACCAAGUCAUCGCGCGCACAUUAUCACACGGCACAACCUGCGCAUCAUACUUCGCUACCGUUCAUGUUCCAGCUACAAAUGCCCUAGCAGCACUGGCGCAUAAACGGGGUCAACGCGCAUUCAUCGGUCGCGUCUGUAUGGAUAACCCCUCUUUCUGUCCGGAGUACUACCGCGACGCAUCAGCUGAGGAUUCACUUGAAUCUACAAAGUCCACCAUCGAGUAUAUUCAUACUCUUGAUCCGAAGGGGAGCCUUAUAAAGCCGAUCGUUACGCCUAGAUUCGCACCGACGUGUUCUAGACCUUCGCUGAAGGCGUUAGGUUCGCUUGCUGCGUCUUAUAGCCCACCACUGCAUAUUCAGACGCAUAUAUCGGAGAAUACGAAUGAGGUUGCCCUUGUUAAAGAAUUGUUUCCCGAGUGUUCUAGUUAUGCGGGUGUAUACGAUGAAUAUAACCUGUUGACGGAACGGACCAUUCUUGCACAUGCUGUUCAUCUCACGCCAGAGGAACGACAACUCAUUCAGAAGCAAAAGGCCAAGGUAUCGCAUUGUCCUGCUUCAAACUCUGCGCUUGGAUCUGGAAUCGCUCUUGUGAGAACUAUGCUUCAAGAAGGAAUCACAGUUGGUCUCGGUACAGAUGUCAGCGGUGGGUAUAGCUCUAGUAUCCUCGAAGCAGUGAGACAGGCAUGUCUUUCCUCGCGGUUGGUGGGGCAUACUACGAAGUUUGCGAACGACAAACCUCUGGGUGAAGUGUCAGAAAAACUUUCUGUAGAGGAGAGUCUUUAUCUUGCUACGAGAGGUGGGGCGGAUGUUGUUUGUAUGGGUGAUGAUCUUGGGGGAUUUGAUAAUGGGAUGAUUUUUGAUGCGCAGUUGAUUCAGUUGGGUGGUGUUUGUGAGGAUGUGGUGUCUUUGGAUGGUAAUGGUAAUGGUGAAUGUGGGGAUGGAUUGAAGGUUCGGGCUGGACCGGCUGGUAAUGUUGAUAUCUUUGGGACGGAGACGUGGGAGGAAAAGAUUCAGAAGUGGGUUUGGAGUGGUGAUGAUCGGAAUGUCAAGGCUGUUUGGGUUGCUGGGAGGAUGGUGCAUGAGCGGGUUUGA